Molecule: messenger RNA, 2932 nt
Organism: Zea mays
Lineage: Eukaryota; Viridiplantae; Streptophyta; Magnoliopsida; Poales; Poaceae
Product: phytolongin Phyl1.2
Exons: 6
Coding region: 2052-2771 (239 amino acids)
Cellular component (GO): membrane
Source: RefSeq, a predicted model, not a curated record
CCGCCUACGGCCUACCCGCGUCCCUUUCCGAUUCCACCCCGCGGCACCGGCAACGGCCUACCCUACGCUGCGUCGCCGCCACCUGAUUUUCUCGUCCGGUCGUGCUGCACUGCAUCACACCGAUUCCCACGUGAUUGCGGCGCGGCCGCGCGAGGAGUGCUCGUAGCCCUCCCCCCCGCCCGCCCGCCCAGAUUCGGUCGCCCAUGGCGAGGGACCCAGCCCGCACCGUCUUCAUAGGUAACUUGGACGAAAAGGUAUCUGAGAGAAUCUUGUAUGAGAUUCUUAUUCAGGCAGGCCAUGUAGUAGACCUGCAUGUACCCAGUGACAAGGAGAGUAACAGUCUCAAAGGUUACGCUUUUGUUGAGUAUGAAACCGAGGAAAUCGCACAAUACGCUGUUAAGCUUUUCUCAGGACUUGUUCGGAUCAGUGGUAAAACGCUUAAGUUCAUGAUUGCUGGUUAUGACAAACCGUCUUCAAAUGUCAAUACCUCAGUAAUGCUCAAUCCUGUACCCUCUUCAAAUGGCAAUAAUCCACAUAUCAGGUGGUAAACGGGAGGAUUGGAGGUUAUGUCUUUUCUCUCACUCCUUAUCCAUAUGGUUUUCAAGCUUUAUCAGGUGGACAAGUACACGGCCAUGGCCAGGUAAGCAACCGUACCUAUGAUUACAAUAGGCAGGAAUUUGGUUCUGUUCUGAGCAUUGUCCAUGGAGGUCCUGUUAUGAAUUUCCUUUGCCCAUGGAGUUGCGAAUUGAACCAGUCGAUCAUGUACCCUUCCUAGGUGCAGAAGAAUGUAGUAUGUUUACAGUAGGCAGGUUCCAGCUCCACAUAGGUUCUUGACAUGGUCACGUCUAGAUUUUGGUAAUAGUCAUGCCCAAACAUGUAAAUAUGGUUGUCAUAUCCUCUAGAUCUUCAGAAGAACGCUGCACUAUCCUUGGAAGGCAAAAAUCCUGUCCUGUUGUGUUCUCCAUUGUCCCAACUCUGAAGCCAGCAGAUGUUACUAAUAAAAAGAGAGUGAAGAACUCUACCAUGUUCGUGCCAGCCACACUAGUGAAUCUAACUCGUUCGGGUUGGAUUGCAGUUGCAGGAACAACAGAGAGUUCCUGAAUGUAGGCAGGCAUGGCCAAUUAGUUUUGAUGUUGACAUUGCAGACCGAAAGCCUACUAGAUGACAAGGAAACUCAGUUGCAGUCUGGCACUUAAUAUGUUAAUUCGUACACUAGUGAUGCAAUGGUUCUGUGUGUCAUCUUUCACUGCUAGCAUGAUCUUGGUUGCCAUUUGGCCUUUAUUUUUUUAGUUAGGUGAGAUUGCCCGGUGCCUGAAUACAUAGCCUGUUUUUAUGUUUGACGAGUCUGAUGGUUUCUUUUAGUAGCGCAGUUCCACCUUUCAUCAUAUGCGUAACAUUUGUAAGUCGUACGUACCUUUCAUCUUAUGAGUAAGUGUCAAGGUCAUUGUCCGAACUACCACCAAUUAAGCUUGUGCUAAGUGAUGACAAGCAACCUGUCUUCUCGCCCUAUUGCUUCACUAACAUAGUAUUCCACCAGCAUCCUCGCAAGAGGGGAAAAAACGAGACGGUUUAGAGGACGUGUAUCGCACCAAGGAACUUGCUCGUAACUCACGACCCGACCAAAAUUGUUUUAUUCUGGAACGAGAACUGUCUACAGCAGAACUACACUCUAUCAUUGUCGUGUGCACCUUGGAGGCUUCUCCAAGGUCAGAACCACACUUGAAGCCAUGAAUCAGAAUGGCAUUCCUCUCAACUAAGUUUACUUGUGAUGCACCCUAGCUCCUCUACUGACCCAGCACCUAGGGCUUCUUUCCUUCUCUCUUUGUGUAUUCUUUGGCAAACAGAGCACAUAUCAUCUAUAUCGUUCUGUCCUGUACUUCCUUCCGCAGCCUUUGCACAUCGGACAUACUUGAAGGCUUGAAGCUGUCGUCCUUACAGUCUCAUCGACCGAUGCCACAGCGACACAUGCACGAACAAGAGCACCUGCCCGACUGAGCGUGCACGACCUCGCGCCGAUCAGGGCCAAGAACUCACCCCCGUCGUGUGUGCCGAUGGAGGUGGAGGCCGACGGGAUCCAGGAAGCCACCGCAGGCGCAGGAGACGGCGGCGGCGUGGACGAUGUCUUCUUCUGCGUCGCCGCGACGUCCAGGGGCAACAAGAACAGCAUCUCCUACUUCCACACCAACGCGGUCGGCGAGGACGCCGAGUCGGCGCUCGCGCUCGCCGCGCUCUGCCUCGACCACGCCCCCGACCACCACCGGUGGCACCACCACACCGUCGCCGGGGCGAAGACGUUCGCGUUCCUCUCGGCCGACGACGGCCGCACGUACUUCGCCGCGGCCGACCCGAGCCCCGGCGCCGCCGAGGUGGUCCGGUUCCUGGAGCGCGUCCGCGACGCGUGCGACGCCGCGCCCAGGAAGCGCCUGCGCGACGAGGCGGUGGCCCCCGUCGCUCGCCAGUUCGCCAGGACGCUGCGGGCGGCGGCGGCGGGCCCGAGCUCAGGCGCGGAGCUACCGGAGGCCUCGCUGCAGGCGAAGGAGCCGUCCACGCCGCUGGCGCCGGUCUGCGAGAAAGACGAGGAGGAGCGCCAGAGGGCCGGAGAGCGACGUCGCGCCUUCUUGCAGCCGGAGGAAAGCGCAAGCGCGCUUCCGGGGUGGCGCCCGUGGUGGCGCCACGCGUCGGUCGUGAUCGUCGUGGAUGUGGUGCUGUGCCUCGUGCUGUUCGCCGUGUGGAUGGGGGUUUGCAAAGGCUUCGGGUGUCUGACGCGAUGAAAAUCGCCCGAGAGCAUGCAAUUGUAAAUUUGUAAUCACAUCCAUGCUGUGUGCAUGGUUCGCGUUCUUUAUGUUAAUUUGCUUGUCAGAUAUCACAUCUACAAUUUGAAGGAAAAAAACGGUUUAAGAAACGAAGACGCAUGCCUUCAAUGCACACAUUC